AUGUUCUCUCGUCCUUCACAUAUACAAAUAUCCUCUUUCUCUUUCAAGCACACUACUCUUCUUCUUAAACCCAAAACGAACUCUACCCUUUCACCAUACAGAGAAAUUCCUAAUGAAAUCGCAAGCUACAAGACAGAACCAUGGAGACAAAGAAAACCCACAACCAUAAAUAAAGCAAAACCAAACCUGAUGAAAGUGUUGAUCGACUCUAACAUAGGGUGGCCCAGCGGAUCCGGGAUUGGGGUUAGUUCGGAUGUACGUCAAAAUCGAGAGGGUUGCGGUGUUGAUCAGGGUCGUCUGAUGUUGUGGUGGUUCGACGGCAGAAGAGGGUCGACUGAGUGCGGAGGAGGUGGAGCGUUUUGCAGGUGCCACGACUGA
Messenger RNA from Vicia faba (fava bean), 378 nucleotides. NCBI's taxonomy places the organism in Eukaryota, Viridiplantae, Streptophyta, Magnoliopsida, Fabales, Fabaceae. The record is from the annotation of a GenBank genome assembly.